Messenger RNA from Myotis lucifugus (little brown bat), 1527 nucleotides. It is a transcript of the gene CSPG5, whose product is annotated as chondroitin sulfate proteoglycan 5. The transcript has 3 exons. The coding region runs from base 839 to 1192 and encodes 117 amino acids. The record is from RefSeq and is a predicted model, not a curated record. Gene Ontology annotation, biological process: nervous system development. NCBI's taxonomy places the organism in Eukaryota, Metazoa, Chordata, Mammalia, Chiroptera, Vespertilionidae.
CCCACCCUGCUCCCUCUGGGUGUGAGGAGCCGGUCCUCCCUCCUCGCCUGGCACUCACCCUGCCGCUCCUGUCCUCCCUCUGCCUGCCUCUGUAUCCUUCCACGUCUUGCCUCUUUGAAGCAGCCUGGUUCCCAUGGAAACAGCAAUGUCAUUGGGAGAGUUGGAGCCUGGGAAUGUCCCCAAGGGCAGGAGAAAGUCACUCAACAAAAGGACCAAACCCACCCGAGGGGCGAUUCUCACGAUGCUCUCCGGGCAGUUCUCACGGUGACAGGACCCAGGCUCGGGGGGCAGAGCGUUGGGGGCCGCAGAGAUGGGAGCGGGCGCGCCUCGUCUGGGUCUGGUUCGCCGCAUGACCCGGGGGGACUGCACAGCAACAAGCAGGCUGCAUGUGUGGGGCGUUCAUCUUGUGUUCCAUCUUCUUUCAUCCGGAGCCCAGGGCUGGGGGUGGGGCAGCUGAGAGCCCUGCCUGCGAGGGAAAGCCAGGCUUCCCUUUGCUCCUGGCCACCCCUCAGCCAGUGACUGGCCAGUGCGUUCGGUACCUCAGGCCCUGGCUACCUUGAUGUCAUGGACCCCAGAGCGGCCCGACCCACUGCUUGGGUGGCUAUGGCCGGGCCAGGAAUCUCAGCUACGAGGUCUGCCCGGCGUGGGGCAGCCCGGCUCCCGGGCGUCCUCGGACCAGGCGGGGAGGUAAGUGCGGGUCACAGACCAGGCCUCGCCGAGGCAGGGCCGCCCGCCCACCACCUGGCCUCGCCCUGUUUGCUGCUGCAGGUGCAACACCCAGGACUACAUCUGGCACAAGGGGACGCGCUGCGAGUCCAUCGUCACCGACUUCCAGGUGAUGUGCGUGGCCGUGGGCGCGGCCGCCCUGGUGCUGCUCCUGCUCUUCAUGGUGACCGUGUUCUUUGCCAAGAAGCUGUACCUGCUCAAGACGGAGAACACCAAGCUGCGCAGGACCCACAAAUUCCGGACGCCGUCUGAACUCCACAACGACAACUUCUCCCUCUCCACCAUUGCCGAGGGCUCGCACCCAAACGACGACCCCAGCGCCCCCCACAAAAUCCAGGAGGUCCUCAAGUCCUGCCUGAAAGAGGAGGAGCCCUUCAACAUCCAGAACUCGCUGUCGCCCAAGCUCGAGGGCCGCGGGGACCCGGCGGAGCUGGAGGCGAACUGUCUUCAGAACAACUUGACCUGAGGAGCGAGGGGCGAGGAGAGGGGGCGGGCGGGGAGGAGGUCAGGGUCGCUCGGGGAGGGGGCAGGUCGCUCCUUGUAGCUGUCGGUCCAGCUUUUCCUUUUCUGUCUCAUGGCAUGCUUCGUGUGUGUUGCACGGGAGGGAGACACAGUCAGCCAGGAGCCGAGCAGAAUCGCGUCCCUGGGUGGUUGUCUGUGCGUCUGUCUGUCCAUCGCUUCUGCUGCUGUGGUUUCUAAGCCUCUGCUGUUAUUCAACUGACUUUUUCUUUUUGUACUUGGAUCCACCUUUUUUUGAAAUACCAGUAAAAACAACAAAAGUUCUUGAAAUAAAACUUUUUA